CGGAAGCACGUGUGGAACUUCAAAGUUUGUGUUUACAACUUUGCUGGUGAAUCAUCAGAAUGGUGAGGAAAAAGAUUGACAAUCGUUUACGGAUCCUCAUAGAAAAUGGUGUGGCUGAAAAGCAUCGGUCCAUGUUUGUAGUGGUUGGUGACCAUGGCCGAGAUCAGAUUGUGAUACUUCAUCACAUGCUGUCAAAGGCAGUAGUCAAGACCAGACCAACUGUCCUAUGGUGCUACAAAAAGGAACUAGGAUUUAGCAGUCACAGAAAAAAAAGAAUGAAACAGAUACAGAGGAAGAUCAGGAGUGGGAAACUGGACGUGAAAGAGGAUGAUCCUUUUGAACUGUUUGUGUCUUCUACCAACAUCCGCUAUUGCUACUACGCAGAGACUCACAAGAUACUGGGUAGUACAUAUGGAAUGUGUAUUUUACAGGACUUUGAGGCGCUGACACCAAACCUGCUGGCCAGGACUGUAGAGACGGUAGAAGGGGGUGGGGCUGUUGUCAUCCUUCUACGGACUAUGAAAUCUCUCAAGAAGCUUUACACCAUGACUAUGGAUGUCCACUCCAGAUACAGGACAGAGUCCCAUCAAGAUGUUGUCGGCAGAUUUAAUGAAAGGUUUUUGUUGUCGAUGGCAUCCUGUAAGAACUGUAUGGUGAUUGACGACCAGUUCAAUCUCCUUCCACUGUCCUCUCAGAUAGUCAACAUACAACCUGUCCCUACUAAAUCACUGGAGGAUGAAGUAUCGCCAGAGCUACAAGAGUUACGGACCCUGAAGGAGUCGUUACAGGACACACAGCCUGUCGGGGCACUCAUCAACACAUGUAGAACACUGGACCAGGGAAAAGCAUUAUUAAAGUUUGUUGAAGCUAUUUCUGAAAAGACAUUAAGAAGCACGGUUGUGAUGACAGCAGCAAGAGGAAGGGGCAAGUCUGCAGCACUUGGACUGGCGAUGGCUACCGCUGUAGGAUUUGGGUAUUCAAAUAUAUUUGUGACGGCUCCAAGUCCAGAAAAUCUGAAGACUGUAUUUGAAUUCAUUUUCAAGGGAUUUGAUGCUCUUGAAUACCAGGAACAUUUAGAUUACGAGAUUAUACAGUCUACAAACCCGGAAUUCAACAAAGCCAUUGUGCGGGUAAACAUCUUUAGGGAACAUCGGCAAACAAUUCAGUAUAUCCACCCUGGCGACGCCCAUAAGUUAGGACAGGCAGAGCUGGUGUGUAUCGAUGAGGCAGCAGCCAUCCCUCUACCACUGGUUAAAAACCUUCUAGGACCCUACCUGGUGUUCAUGUCCUCAACUAUCAACGGCUAUGAGGGAACUGGUCGAUCACUGUCACUCAAACUUGUACAACAACUCCGACAACAGUCUGCCACCUAUGGUGGAACUUCAAAGGAGCUACAAAAAGCUGCCAGCAUGACCUCUAAAACAGAUUCUCUCUCAUCAGCAUCAGGUCGUGUUUUACACGAAGUAAAGCUGAAUGAAUCCAUUCGGUAUGCCAAUGGUGACCCAGUAGAGAAAUGGCUGAAUGACUUGCUGUGUUUGGAUGCGACCACUGUUCCCCGGAUAACCUCCGGGUGUCCUUUACCUGAGACAUGUGACCUCUACUACGUCAACAGAGAUACCUUGUUCUCCUACCACAAGGCGUCGGAAGCUUUCCUCCACAGAAUCAUGUCCCUCUAUGUCUCCUCUCAUUACAAGAACACGCCCAACGAUCUACAGCUGUUGUCAGAUGCUCCAGCUCACCAUAUCUUUGUUCUCCUGGGCGGGAUCGAUCCCAACCAGUCGGCACUCCCCGAGGUCCUGUGUGUGAUCCAGGUUUGUCUGGAGGGUGAAAUAUCCAAAGCUACAAUCCUCAACAGUUUGUCUCGUGGUGAGCGGGCCUCAGGAGAUCUCAUUCCCUGGACAGUCUCCCAACAGUUUCAAGACCAUGACUUUCCUGGACUAUCUGGCGGGAGGGUUGUCAGGAUAGCUACUCAUCCAGACUACCAAGGGAUGGGCUAUGGUACCAGGGCCCUGACCUUACUGGAGAAGUACUAUGAGGGGAAUAUACCAAACCUGUCAGAAACGAUGGACGAUACGGAAACUGAGAUAUCGACUGUUGGCGAGGAGGAUGUGAAUUUGCUGGAAGAAAGAAUUAAACCUCGGAAAGACCUGCCACCACUGUUACUGAAACUAAGCGAGAGGAAACCUGAGAGACUGGACUACCUGGGUGUGUCUUUUGGACUUACAGCUAAUCUGCUCAAGUUUUGGAAGAAGUCAAAGUUUACACCUGUAUACCUGAGACAAACAGCAAAUGACCUGACUGGAGAACACUCAUGUAUCAUGCUCAAGAUGCUGAACGAGGCUGACGAGGAGGACAAGUCGACAGAUUCAUGGCUAUGUGCCUUCUGGAAAGAUUUCCGGCGGCGCUUUGUGUCACUGAUGUCGUACCAAUUCAAGAACUUCUCUCCUGCUCUUGCUCUGAGUAUUCUUCAGCAGAAACACUUCAAAAAGGCGGCCAAAGGUACCAUCACCAAGAGAGACCUUGACCUUCACCUGAGUAAAUACGACCUGAAGCGUCUGGAGCUGUACUCUCAGAACAUGGUGGACUACCAUCUAGUGAUGGACCUUCUACCUACUAUAGCUCGGCUCUACUUCCUCGACCAGGCUGACAUCCACCUCUCUGCUGUACAGUCGGCUAUCCUCCUCGGUAUGGGACUCCAGCACAAGACUGUAGACGAGUUAGAGAAAGACCUUGACCUUCCAUCCAGUCAGCUGUUAGGACUCUUCAGCAGAGUUAUCCGAAAAAUUGUACAUGUGUUCAGUGAGGUAGUGGAGACAGACAUAGCUAAAGACAUGGUGGAGAGGAAGGAAAUCAUCAUGGAGCCUGUCAGACAGACCAUGGACGAGGAUCUGAAUGAGGGUGCGGAGGACGAGAAAAAGAAACAACAGAUGAAGGAUCUGGCGGUGAUGAAGGACAUGGAUCUGUCUGAGUUUGAGAUCCAGGGUACAGAACAGGACUGGAAUAAAGUCCUUACUGGCAAGUCUGGCAGAGGUCUCGUCAGCAUUAAAAGUGGAUUUAAGAAAAGGAAAAUGGAAGAAGCAAAACAAAAGGAAAGGAAAUCAGUAGAUAAUGAAGAUGUGCCCCCAGAAUUUAAAAAAGAAAAGAAACAUCAGAACAAGAAGUUCCAGAAAUCUUAACAGCUACUGUAUUGAUUGUGAUGGUUACAUCAGUCAUACGUUACAUGUAAUGGUUACAUCUGCUGUGUAUUACAUGUGACGGUUACAUCUGUCAUAUGUUACAUGUAAUGGUUACAUCUGCCGUGUGUUACAUGUGACGGUUACAACUGUCAUACGUUACAUGUGACGGUUACAUCUGCCGUGUGUUACUUGUGACGAUUACAUCUGUCAUACGUUACAUGUGACGAUUACAUCAACCGUAUGUUAUGUGACGGUUACAUCUGUCAUAUGUUACACGCGACGAUUACAUCAAUCGUAUGUUAUGUGACGGUUACAUCUGUCAUAUGUUACAUGUGACGGUUACAUCUGUCAUACGUUAC
Molecule: messenger RNA, 3535 nt
Organism: Pecten maximus
Lineage: Eukaryota; Metazoa; Mollusca; Bivalvia; Pectinida; Pectinidae
Product: RNA cytidine acetyltransferase-like
Exons: 27
Coding region: 60-3176 (1038 amino acids)
Biological process (GO): rRNA acetylation involved in maturation of SSU-rRNA
Cellular component (GO): nucleolus; 90S preribosome
Molecular function (GO): tRNA binding; 18S rRNA cytidine N-acetyltransferase activity; ATP binding
Source: RefSeq, a predicted model, not a curated record